Ilyonectria robusta is the source of this 3261-nucleotide messenger RNA. RefSeq names its product P-loop containing nucleoside triphosphate hydrolase protein. NCBI's taxonomy places the organism in Eukaryota, Fungi, Ascomycota, Sordariomycetes, Hypocreales, Nectriaceae. The transcript is spliced from 6 exons. Gene Ontology annotation, molecular function: 5'-3' DNA helicase activity. The coding region runs from base 1 to 3261 and encodes 1086 amino acids. The record is from RefSeq and is a predicted model, not a curated record.
AUGGCGAACACGAAGCAUGCCGGGCAACAGAAGAACCGAGGAUUCACAUCCGGCAUGGAUUUCGACUCCGUGGCCCUGAUUCCCGCCUCCUCUUUGACAAUGUCAUUCCUUCGGCGGCCCACGAGAAUGGACCACCCGGUCGCCCUGUGCCUUGACCAAGGUGACCUCGUCUUCCUCGGGGACGACCUGUUUCCCGGUACUAAGAUCCGAGUCACGAUCAGAUCCGACUCCCCUUCUCAAAACGAUGCGUUUUUUGCCAUUGCACUUUCUGUUCCUAUGGAUCGGCCAAAAGGAACGGGCUACAGUUACUUGUCGAACAACGACAAGGCAGACCGUCAAGAAAUCCUCAUCAAGAUGCCGCUGGGGAAGUUCGAUGCCAAGAUCAAACCCAUGAGGGUGGAGUCUGCUGAAGAACUCUUGCCUCAAAUGGCCAUGCAAACCCCAGUCCCUCUCGGUGUCAUCACUAUCACCCUCCACAAGGAUGCUCCUCUUCCUCGCGUUGACGGAUUUCGAAAGCCAUUUGCCAGCACUGAUGCCCAAGUCCAUUCUUGGAUGACUGAGGACACACCGAUCCUGGGAGUUUGUUCUCUCUCCCAGCUCCUUCGUGGUCGACGUUUCGUCUUGAUCUGCAAAGAGGCGGUGGGUAUCCGCGACUUGCUACCCGCGGCUACCAAUCCUAUUCAAUGGGCUGGAUACCCGUUCAGCCCUCAGAAUCACUGGGACAUGGAGAGAUACAGAAAAGAGAUUCCCAUCAACCUCGGCAUGCAAUACCGACCUGUCUAUACCUGGGACUCCAUCACCAACAUGAUCAAAACCCUUUCCAUGCCCUACGCUGCUGAUGCGUUUUGGUUGAUCUCGGACGCCGAGGCACUGGGAAAGAUGCGGUUCAGAGCAGCUUUCGUGCCUCUCAACCAGAAAGAUGCCGGGCGCAACAAUAGCGAAUUCUACUGCUAUGUGGCGAUUCCUGAGAGAUUGAAAUACGAAUUCAACGAAACCUGGCCUCGAAUGUUCCACACUACCCAGACGAUUGGGGUUCACAUCAUGAGGCCGAAUUCUGAAUUCGUUUGGAACGCCGUCAUCGACCAAGAUGCACCUCCAUGGUUCGUCCGAAAUGACAUUUAUGUUCUGCGAGAAUCUGUCAAGCUCUCGUUCCACAACUCGUUGAUCAAACCGGACAAACGCGAGAAGCUGAGGGUCUCCAACCUGGAGAAGAACGAAAGAAAGCGCGUGGAGGCUCUCAACGCACUCGACUUUAAACCAGAUCCCACCCUGGCUGAAGAGAAUGGAACCCAGGAAGACGAGCAUGCCAGAGUCAAAGUUUGGACUUUUAAUGUUCUCAGGGCUCUUGACCGAGACUUCAAGCGAGGAAGAGGCUUUUGGUUCGCGCUCAACAGCAUCCCAGCUCCUCCCCCCAUGGACAUGCUUCCGUCUUGGGCACAGUCUUUGGUCCCUGAUGGCAAGGAUUCCUUUGGCCUUCUCCCCAUCCGCAACAUCUUCUCCGUCCCGGAUGAUAUUCGAGGAACGAUUCUUUCGCGGCUCAACCCCGAAGUGCGAGACGAGAUUGUAGGGUACUUGGAAUCUGCCACCAUGGCUCAGUUGGCAUUCGUCGGUUUCGCAGGUGCAGGCAAGACGGAGUUGCUCGGCACCUCAGGCUGCAUCCUGCUAGAAAACCCCGACAUAAAAUCCAUCUACAUCUCAGCACCAACCAAUGUUGCCACCAGCAAUAUUUGUGACCGCAUCGCCAAGAUCCAUGGUGAAAUAGUGGAGGACUUCAACAAGCUCCACACUCGCAAAAUACGGCAAAGACUCAUCCUUCGCGGGUACUCCGACGAGUCUGAGAUGAAGGCUUUUUGGAGCAUUCUGCAGCGACGCAACACCACCAACUUCGACAGGGGCAUCAACAAUCCAUGGCAAGGUGGUGCGUGGGACCUACCACACUCUCUUGCCUUCCACGCCCUUCAACUGUUUGGGUACGUCGAUGCGAACGUGCCGGCUCCUUCUACCACCUGCAGCGAGGCUUUCACUACCCUCCAGAGCAAGUACAAAGACAAGGUGGAAUAUGCUGGUCUUUUCGACUACGCGAGAGGCACAACGCAAACCAACGCCGCCGAAUUUGACAAGAAGCUUCUGGUGCACGUCAUUCGAGACAUCCUUUCCGCUGCGGACCUUGUCUGUACUACACCAAUAAUGGCGGCAGACGACUUCUACAGACCCAAAAAUCUUGCUUGCGACGCGGUAAUUCUCGACGAGGCUGGAGCAAUGUGCAUGGGCGAUGCUGAACUUGUCAGAGGAAACACGAUGAAGCCUUGCAUUCUUGGGGGAGAUUACAGACAACUCCCGCCCGUCAUCAUGUCAGCCAGGGACGUGGAGCUUGCACCACCCACGGCUUCCCAGAGCAGAUUAACAGCCGUGGAUGCAGCCAAGGAGAGGCGAUAUCGCGGCAAACAUCGCAAUCGCUUUGCGCAAUAUGGUGAAGUGUCGACUCUGGAGUAUCUCGGUCGCAGUGGAUGGCCCAUCUUUCCUCUCAGCAUUCAGUAUCGCAUGGUCAAUGGUCUUUUUGACAUGUCGCAGAGCAUCUUUUAUUCUGACCUAAACGAUCGCUUCUCCUAUGGACCAACCUCAGCGAUCGAAAACCACCCCGUCGCAGGCCAGAUCGAGCAGUGGGUCAAGGGGAAGUUCUCUGUCUCUUCUCCGAGGGAACAGAUAUAUCCUCUGUUCGUCUCUGUAUCACCAUCAUAUUGCUUCCAGGAUGGCAGUUCGCGAUACAACCCUGAGCAAAACCUGUGUGCCCUCAACCUGGUUCGUGAGUUGAUGACCGAUCUUUCGCUGGACGCCAGCAGUUUCGGCAUCAUCACCAUGUACAGCCGGAACAAACGGGCGCUAGAAGAAAUGAUGGAAGCAGAUCCCAAGCUUAAAGGAAUUGAAUGUAGCACGGUGGACUCUUUCCAAGGUCGCGAAGCCCAGAUCAUCAUUCUGGUUCUUGUUGUCACCGGCCAAACCGGGCCUGGGUUCACUUCGCAUCGCCAACGACUGAAUGUCGCCACGAGCCGACAACAAGAUUAUAUGUUCAUCGUGGGAGAUCGGGGUACAGCGCCCGCUUCUAGUGGAGAUGGUGGCCUGGAUGAAGCGAUGCGAAAAAUGUUCAAGUGGUUCCAGACAAACAACCGCAUUGUCAACACCUCGUCUGCUUUACGUGGCAGCUCUGUGAUCGGAAACCACAUGUCUUCUGGGAAAAGAGAGGAGUUGGGAAGUUGGUGGUAG